GCUCAGGUGAUGGCUUCCGAUGAAGUCGGUCUCAGUGUUGGAGACCGGCUGGACUGAUCAGUGGAGCCGCGAAGAGUCUGCCUUGACCGUGGGACGUAACACAGAUACUGCGGGCAGUGUUUGAAGAUGGCCCUGAACUAUGUGUCCCUGUCUGCCGGCGAUCGAAGAGGCCUGGUGGCCUACCGCUCUUCCCACGGCGACCUCAGCUCGUCGGCCUUAGCGUUGGCGAUGGUCUCUGGAGACAGCUUCCUCGUUACCAGUCCCGAGGAGAUUCUUCCAGAACCUAUUCUUCGGUCCACUGUGCGGCUGAACUUCCGGACCGAGAGCCGUCGGGCGCCUGGUGGCGGCGGGAGCCCGACCCGCUUUACAGAGGGAAGGGAGCAGGAGGCGCGGAGCCGAAGCCGCCAAGCCAGAUUCUCACCUUACCCGGGCCGUGGGGUUAAACUCGACCUCCUAAGAAGUGUCCUGCAACAGCGUCUGGUGGCACUCGGAGGUGUUAGCGCAGCCCGUCUUUCAGCUUAAAAUGAAUACCUCUUCUCCGCCCCUCAGCUUGUGAACAAGGCUUCUCUAAAAUACUUUUUUGGUGCAACCGAAGUCUUAUUUUUAGAGGACGUCUUUUCAGUUUAAUAUAAAAAUGCGUGGUAGUCCUGUUACUCUAGCCUAGCGCAAAGUAAAAUGUUUACAGUUACUUGAUUCAGAUGGUUUUAAACAGCUAUGAUGAUCAGAUCGGAAGGGAGGAGCAGCAGAUUUUUUUUGAGGUAGUCACAAAGGAUGGGAUCAUCCUUCCCAGAGAUGCUAAAACCACCAACAAAUGGAAGAAAUUAACUACUUGAUGAUCCUGAGCCCCAGACCUACUGGAACCUAAGGAUUGAUAACGUUAACCCCUGUGACACAGCCCUGUUACCACAUCAUAAACCAAUCAGAGCAUUGUGCAUGAGCUGACCACAUACCCUGUGACCACCGCCCCCCUCACCUGGCCUUUAAAAAUGCUUUGCUGAAACCCUUUGGGGAGUUUGGGGUUUUAGAGCACAAGCCACCAUCCUGCUUGUAUUAGCGCAUUUACGAUAAACGCUGCACUUUCCUUCACCACAAUCCAGCGUCAGUAGAUUGGCUUUACUGCGCACAGGCGAGUGGACCCAAGUUUGGUUCAGUAACACUAAUACUGUUAAGGAGAAGAUGGAAUUCUUUUUGCUUAACUGGAAUUCAAAGUUGGUAUUCCCUAUCAUCAAAAUCAAUAGCAAAUGUUCAUCUGAAAAUGCUGAUUUUUAAUGAAGUUUAUGUAUUUUAUCUUUGAAAAUAUCUUUGAAAUUUUCUUUUCAUGGGUACUGCCAAAUACUGAUAUCGGUCCAUGAACAUAUGGUUUUAAUUGAGCAUAUUCAUUGCUUGGAAGGCAUUUAUACAAUUCUAUUAAAUUCUGAUCUUUGCCUUUAAGCAUGUCAUUACAUUGUAGAUUAAUUGCUUUCAAUUGAAGUUUAGGUGGAAGCUCCUCAACUGCACAGUUAAAUGGAUUUUGAAAUACGGGCAUUUUCUUUGCACUUAGAUCUAGGUCCCGAAAGACUGUUGAACAGUAGUCUGAACUCAGAAAAUAUAUCUACUGCAAAUUUGUUUGGAUAUGGAGAUCUUACUUCUUAACUUAUUAACAGCAUAGUAAAGUAUAUAAACCAGCUUGAGAUUGCAUGUGAUUCAAACAAGGUUAGUUGUUGAAAUGAGUCUACCACAGUAUAGGUAUGGUGUAGAAAUGCUGUUUGGCUUUACAGCUUUACGUUUAAUUCAUUGAGAAACAUUAUCAAGCCUGUAGCAAAAGCUAAUUUCCAAAGCCAUUUACAGUUCGAUAACAGUGGUCUAGGGCAGUUCUUCUAACCACUUAAAAAUGUACAAUCCAGGGCUUCCCUGGUGGCGCAGUGGUUGAGAGUCCGCCUGCCGAUGCAGGGGACGCGGGUUCGUGCCCCGAUCUGGGAAGAUCCCACAUGCCGCGAGGCGGCUGGGCCCGUUGAGCCAUGGCCGCUGAGCCUGCGCGUCCGGAGCCUGUGCUCCGCAACGGGAGAGGCCACAACAGUGAGAGGCCCACGUACCACAAAAAAAAAAAAAAAAAUGUACAAUCCAUUCUUAGCUGGAAGGUUCUAUAAAAAUUGGCAAAGGGCUGGGUUUGAUCUUUGAGCCUUAGUUUGCAGAGAAUUUUAGUAACUGCCCAAGGGCACAAAACUGUUUAGUGGUAGAGUGGAGAUUCAAGUUUGACCAGGCAGCCUGGCCUCAGAGCCCAUACUCUUGGUGACUAUGCUAUACUACUUGUGCUAAGGUAGCCAGCUAGCAGCUGGUGGCCAAAUCCAGAGGGAAGUUUUCUUUAGCUAGCAGUUUGGGCGUUUUUUCCCCUUUAAAAUAUGCAAUAAUAUGUACAAGACAGUGUAAGUAAAAUGCAACCAAUACCCAUGUGAAUGAAAAACGUUGCCUAUCAUAUCAGUAAACAAAGGAUGUUACGGCCAUCAGGUCACUGCAGCCACACUGAACAGUGAGCCCUAAGGGAACUCAGGGUGGAGACAACCCAGCUGCCUACUGCCAAGUCUUUAGCCAUUGCAGCCCCCUAACGGUGCACCCAGAGGAGCCUCAGGAUGGGAAAGCACGGGAUACUGGCCCUAGAUAGCCAAGGUGCAUAUCAAAGGAAUGUUUUCAGUGAGCCCAGACUCUUACAUCUUCCCAUACAUAGAAAAGUGCUAAAUUCACUAACUUGAGAUAUCUGGUUUUCUUUAAUUAACAAUAAUCUUUUGAUGUUCUGACUACCUGGUCUUUAUUGCAAAACUCCUAUGUAUCCUCGCUCCUCCCUUACCUCUUCAGAGCAGUCCCUCAGAGCUAUCUAUCUGAGAGGCUGCCUCUGGGGCUUGAAGUCCUCAGAAAGUCUGCCAAAUGAAACAAUUCUCAACUUUUAGGAUGUGCAUUUUUUUCGGUCAACACCUGGGUGCUUACUACCCAACUUUAAAUAUUACCCCGCUCUUAAAAAUCUCUUCUGUUUAUCUCGCUUUGAUAACCUUGUGCUCACAUCACUUCCUCCCACCUGACAUAAUCACUGUCCUGAAUUUGGCGUUUUGCAUUCCCUGCUUUACUUUUUAGAACUACUUUCAUUACAUGUGCAUGUCUAGUGUAUCUCUAAGUGUAACACAGAAUUGUUUUACCUGUUUUAAACCAAUAUAAAUGGUAUUAUACUGUACAUAUUCUUCUGUGGCUUGCUUAUUUUCUCCACUUGAUUUUGCUGUCAUAUAUUUAAAAAUAAAACUAAAUUUGAAUACCUUUGGUGGGAUAUAUGUUUUCAGUUACCCCCUAUGUCUUAUACCCUUACAUUUCACAUUUUAGUUACCUACCUGGCCCCUUAUACCAUUUGAGCUUGCAACCUCUGAUUUAAGAUGGCAUUCCAUUUAUCCGUUCAAAUAUGAAGUUUUAGAUAACAUAGGAAUUUAUUUGUGUAAUGACAUUUAUGUUAUAUAUGACAAAAGCUGGAUGUAAAAUUGUAUAUAUGAUAUGCUCUAACCUAUAUAAACAAAAUAUAUAGAGAAAAGACUAGGAAUAAUUGUGCCAAAAUGUGAUUUUUGGGUGAUGACAUUUUGUAUAAUAUAUGCUGAUUCUGUUUUUCUGAAUUUACAAAAUAAUUGUUAAUUUUUAUCAAAAAAUUGUUUAAAUUUAAAUAAUCUGUAAAGUAUUUUAAUAAAGACAUUAUUAGUCUCUU
Orcinus orca (killer whale) is the source of this 3712-nucleotide messenger RNA. RefSeq names its product chromosome 8 C11orf71 homolog (gene C8H11orf71). The transcript is spliced from 2 exons. Gene Ontology annotation, cellular component: nucleus. The record is from RefSeq and is a predicted model, not a curated record. The coding region runs from base 127 to 522 and encodes 131 amino acids. Lineage: Eukaryota; Metazoa; Chordata; Mammalia; Artiodactyla; Delphinidae.